AUGCUCGGCCUCAGCCUCUUCGCCGUCAUCGUCGCCGCCACCAUCGUGGUCCUGGUCCGCCGGCUGCGCCUUAAGAAAAUACCGGCGCAGGGGACGCCGAAAUAUCGCUUCCGAAAACGGGACAAAAUGCUCUUCUACGGCCGCAAGAUCAUGCGCAAGGUCUCCCAAUCCACUUCCUCCUUGGUGGACACCACCAUCUCCAGCGCUUCGCGGCCGCGCAUGAAGAAGAAGUUGAAGAUGCUCAACAUCGCCAAAAAGUUCCUGCGUAUCCCGAAGGAGCUGCCCACGCUGCAGUUGAAGGAACCUCCGCCCUCGGUGCUGGAAGCCGACUUGACCGAAUUCGACGUGGCCAAUUCUCAUCUACCUUCUGAGGUUCUCUACAUGCUCAAAAAUGUCCGGGUGCUGGGUCACUUUGAGAAGCCGUUGUUCCUGGAGCUUUGCAAGCACAUGGUUUUCCAGCAGUGCCAACAAGGUGACUACGUUUUCCGCCCCGGACAACCCGAUACUAGUAUCUACGUGCUGCAGGACGGCAAGUUGGAGCUCUUCCUCACCGAACCGGAUGGGAAGGAGACGGUGAUGAAGGAGGUGUUCCCCGGGGACAGCGUGCACAGUCUGCUCAGCAUCCUUGAUGUCAUCACGGGCCACCAGCGACCGUACCGGACGGUGUGCGCCCGUGCGGCAGAGGACUCCACCGUUCUACGGCUGCCGGUUGAAGCCUUCUCAGCCGUCUUCGAGAAGUACCCCGAGAGUUUGGUGCGGGUGGUACAGAUCAUCAUGGUGCGUCUACAGCGCGUCACCUUCUUGGCUUUGCACAACUACCUUGGGUUGACGAACGAGCUCUUCAGCCACGACAUGCAACCGCUACGGCUCUUCCCCCAACCCGGCCACGCCGCCAGACCACCACCACCACCACCACCCCCCCCCAUCGUCACAGGCAUCCAGAAGGGUCCCCGCUCCGACUUCGACAUGGCCUACGAGCGCGGCCGCAUCUCGGUGUCGCUGCAGGAGGACAGCACCGGCGCUUUGGCCGCCUUCUCCCGGUCGGUGACGGUGGAGGAGCAACCCUCUGGUGUCUACCACUACAACUACUGCGAGGACGAUUCGGCAACUGGGACCUGUCCUUUCGGGCCCUACCAGGGCCGCCAGACCAGUGCCAUCUUCGAGGCUGCCAAACAGGAACUGGUCAAGCUCAUGAAGGUGAAGGACGUGAGCCUCCACUUCGUGCUGUGGGGCUGUCUGCACGUGUACCAGCGCAUGAUCGACAAGGCGGAGGACGUCUGCCUCUUCUUGACGCAACCCGGUGAGAUGGUGGGACAGCUGGCGGUCCUCACCGGCGAGCCCCUCAUCUUCACCAUCAAAGCCAACCGCGACUGCACUUUCCUCAAAAUCUCCAAGUCGGACUUCUACGAGAUCAUGCGGGAGCAACCCAGCGUGGUGCUGAGCGUCGCCCACACCGUGGCCGCCCGCAUGUCGCCCUUCGUGCGCCAGAUGGACUUUGCCAUCGACUGGAUGGCGGUGGAGGCCGGCCGGGCGCUCUACAGGCAGGGUGACAAGUCGGACUGUACCUACAUCGCGCUCAACGGGCGCCUCCGCUCCGUCAUCCAGAAGGGCAGCGGCAAGAAGGAGCUCAUCGGGGAGUAUGGCCGCGGAGACCUCAUCGGCGUGGUGGAAGCCCUCACCCGGCAACCCCGUGCCACCACGGUCCACGCGGUCCGGGACACGGAGCUGGCCAAGCUGCCUGAGGGCACCUUGAACAACAUCAAGCGCAGAUACCCCCAGGUUGUCACCCGCCUCAUCCACCUCCUGAGCCAGAAGAUCUUGGGAAACCUUCAGCAGCUCCGCGGACCCUUUGCGAGUUCUGGCUUGGGCAUGGCCUCCAGUUCGGAGCCCACCAACCCCACCAGUAACCUGUCGACGGUGGCGGUGCUGCCGGUGUGCGACGAUGUGCCCACGGCUGCCUUUACGCUGGAACUCAAACACGCGCUCAACGCCAUCGGUCCCACGCUGCUCCUCACCAGCGACAUCAUCCGUGCCCGUCUCGGUUCCUCGGCGCUGGACAGCAUCCAGGAGUACCGCCUCUCAGGCUGGCUGGCGCAGCAGGAGGACAUCUACCGCAUCGUCCUGUACCAAACCGACUGUACCCUGACGCCGUGGACCGUCCGCUGCAUCCGUCAAGCCGACUGCAUCCUCAUCGUAGGGUUGGGCGACCAAGAACCGGCACUGGGAGAGCUGGAACAGAUGCUGGAGAACACGGCGGUGCGUGCGUUGAAGCAGUUGGUCCUCCUGCACCGCGAAGAUGGUCCCAGCCCUUCCCGCACCGUUGAGUGGCUCAACAUGCGCAGUUGGUGCUCGGGUCACCUCCAUAUCAGGUGUCCCCGGCGCGUCUUCUCCCGCCGUAGCCCUACCAAACUGCGGGAGAUGUACGAGAAGGUGUUUGAGAAGAGCGCUGACCGGCACAGCGACUUCUCCCGGCUGGCACGGGUCCUCACCGGCAACACCAUCGCCCUCGUCCUGGGGGGCGGUGGAGCCAGAGGUUGCUCGCACAUCGGGGUGAUCAAAGCGAUGGAGGAGUCGGGGAUCCCCAUCGACAUGGUGGGUGGCACCUCCAUCGGCGCCUUCAUCGGGGCGCUCUACGCCGAGGAGCGCAGCGCCGUCCGCACCAAGCAGCGGGCCCGCGAGUGGGCCAAGUGCAUGAAUUCAACGUUCAAGACCGUCCUGGACCUCACCUACCCCAUCACCUCCAUGUUUUCGGGCUCAGCCUUCAACGCCAGCAUCAACAAGGUUUUCCAGGACAAGCAGAUCGAGGACCUGUGGCUGCCCUACUUCAACGUCACGACCGACAUCACGGCCUCGGCCAUGCGGGUGCACACGGACGCCCUAACCCUCUGGCGAGCGCAGCGAGCCAGUGCGUCUUAUCCCCCUUCCCUGCCUCCGCUCUGCGACCCCAAGGACAGCCACUGGCUUGUGGACGGCUGCUAUGUUAACAAUGUCCCAGCCGACAUCGCCCGCAACAUGGGUGCCAAGACGGUGAUCGCCAUCGACGUGGGCAGCCAGGACGAGACGGACCUGUGCAACUAUGGGGACAGCCUGUCUGGCUGGUGGCUUCUCUGGAAACGUCUCAACCCCUGGGCUGAAAAAGUCAAGGUGCCCGACAUGGCGGAGAUCCAGUCCCGCCUGGCCUACGUGUCGUGCGUGCGGCAGCUGGAGGUGGUGAAGUCCAGCUCAUACUGCGAGUACAUCCGCCCCCCCAUCGACCGCUUCAAGACCAUGGAUUUCCGCAAGUUUGAUGAGAUCUACGACGUGGGCUACCAACACGGCAAAGUGGUCUUCGACGGUUGGAGCCGGGGUGACAUCAUUGAGAAGAUGGUGAAGGACCGGCGCUCGGCCGACUUCUACGAGAGCAAACGCAUGGAUGUUCUCACGUGUCCCAGCGCCGGUUUCACCGACCUGGCGGAGAUCGUGUCCCGCAUUGAGCCGGCCAAACCCUACUUGUCCGACGGAUACGCAGACGGUGAGCUGGAGGAGGAGUCUGACUACCUCACCGAGUACGAGGACGAGGGGCCGGAGCCAACACGGGGCGAGGAGGACGCGUUCGCCCCCGCCGAGUGGGCCGGCGCCGGCGUCUUGGAGGCUCUCUCUGUGCUCUUGGGGACACCCUGA
Messenger RNA from Charadrius vociferus (killdeer), 3660 nucleotides. It is a transcript of the gene PNPLA6, whose product is annotated as patatin-like phospholipase domain containing 6. The transcript has 32 exons. Gene Ontology annotation, cellular component: endoplasmic reticulum. Bases 1 to 3660 code for a protein of 1219 amino acids. The record is from RefSeq and is a predicted model, not a curated record. Gene Ontology annotation, biological process: phosphatidylcholine metabolic process. Lineage: Eukaryota; Metazoa; Chordata; Aves; Charadriiformes; Charadriidae. Gene Ontology annotation, molecular function: phosphatidylcholine lysophospholipase A1 activity.